Messenger RNA from Trifolium pratense (red clover), 1518 nucleotides. RefSeq names its product protein RMD5 homolog. The transcript has 3 exons. Gene Ontology annotation, molecular function: ubiquitin protein ligase activity. Gene Ontology annotation, cellular component: GID complex; cytoplasm; nucleus. The record is from RefSeq and is a predicted model, not a curated record. The coding region runs from base 147 to 1304 and encodes 385 amino acids. Gene Ontology annotation, biological process: proteasome-mediated ubiquitin-dependent protein catabolic process. Lineage: Eukaryota; Viridiplantae; Streptophyta; Magnoliopsida; Fabales; Fabaceae.
CUCACACUCUUUUCAGAUACCUGCUACCAAUAAAUGGAUAUUCCAAAGUGGAGGAGUGAGGACUAUUAUUUCGAUCAAUAGUUAAUUGAAGAUCUGUGAUGAUUGCUUGAGAUUUCAGAUUUCGAGCUUGUGGUUUGAACAUAAAGAUGGAGAUUAGUAGCAUCAAAGAUGCAUUUGACCGUGUGGCUAAGAAGCAAAAGUUAUGUUCUUCCAAGUCUGAAGAAACUGUUGACCAGGUAGGGCGUGAAAUUGAGCAGGCGUUGGCAACACUUAAGUCCCCUCAUGAUCCCUCAACUCCAACUGACCAGAAAUCUGUUCUUACAGAACUUAAGUCAAAGCUCAAUGCUAUUGGGUCACUUCAACAGUUAGAAGGACCGAAUAAGGAAUUGAACUCAAGUCUUGCAAAGUAUCAAAAACUUCUUGAAAAAUUGUUAAACCCUGACAUCUCAAAGGCAUACAGAAAUGUGGAAUUUGAUGCUCAUAUUAUCAAUCAGAUCAUUGCAAGCCACUUUUACCGUCAAGGUUUAUUUGAUCUUGGAGACAGCAUCAUAAAUGAGGCCGGAGAGCCUAAUGCAACUGCACUUAGAUCUCAAUUCUUGGAAAUGCACCAGGUUAUUGAAGCCAUGAGGAAUAGAAACCUUCAGCCUGCUCUCACAUGGGUCACUGCUAAUCGUGAAAAACUUGUCCAGAUUGGUUCCAAUCUUGAACUUAAGGUUCACACACUGCAGUAUGUAGAGAUUGUGCAAAAUGGAACACGAGCUGAUGCCCUAAAGUAUUCCCAAAUUUAUCUUCGUCGUUUUGCUGAUCUCUACAAGGAUGACUUCCAAAAGCUUAUGGGUUGCCUCUUGUAUGUAAGAAGGCUGGAGAAAUCCCCUUAUGCUGAGUUGCUGUCCCCAUCUCAUUGGGAGGUGACAACUGAAGAGCUGGCACGACAGUUCUGUUCUCUUAUGGGACAGUCCUAUGAGAACCCACUGAAUGUGGUAUUUACAGCUGGAGUUGAAGGGUUGCCCACACUGUUAAAGUUGGCAAAUGUAAUGGCGGCAAAGAAGCAGGAAUGGCAAGAAAUGAAACAGUUGCCAGUGCCUGUAGAAUUGGGAAAGGAAUUUCAGUUUCAUUCAAUUUUUGUUUGCCCUGUGAGUAGGGAUCAAGGUAGCGAAGAGAAUCCUCCAAUGCUGCUGCCAUGUUUACAUGUCCUUUGCAAGCAAUCAAUUAUGAAGUUAUCAAAAAAUAGCACAAGAACAUUCAAGUGUCCAUAUUGUCCGGCGGAAGCUACAGUUGCACACUGCAGACAAGUGUAUUUCUGAUGAAGUUUGUGCAUUUAUUAUCUCUCAUAUAUUUUAUUGGUGGAGUCAGCAUUCAUAGCUUUCUGGUUGUAUAUAGAUAUUCUAAAAUGAUCUUUUGCAUUUGACAAGACCAGUGACUAAGUGAAUAAAAAUUAAAAGAACCUGUUGAUAACUUGGAGCUCUUAUAAUGAUUUCAUCUCCAUGACUAAAGUGGAUUCUCCAAUUUUACCUACAA